Molecule: messenger RNA, 1399 nt
Organism: Notolabrus celidotus (New Zealand spotty)
Lineage: Eukaryota; Metazoa; Chordata; Actinopteri; Labriformes; Labridae
Gene: tmem106a
Product: transmembrane protein 106A
Exons: 8
Coding region: 168-908 (246 amino acids)
Source: RefSeq, a predicted model, not a curated record
GAUCCUCCCACUUUAGGUUUUCAUAAACGCUCCAGGGUCUCUCUCUCAAAGAAGCGUCAACACAUCAAACAUGAGGAACCUGUGAUGACGCAGUGAAAUCUUCACACAGCAGGGUGAAAUCUGGAGAUUAAACUCACGUCGUUUUGAAAGACUGGAUUUCUCUUGAAAUGAGAACCAUGGGUACAUCCGAGAAGAACAACAACACCCCAGACGAGCCUCAUCUCACAAACGGGAGUGAGAAGGCGAGAACGCUGAGGCACUUUCCUCCAUACGGUACCAUGAAUGGGAGCUCAUCAGGAGACACUUGCCCCACAUGUCGUGGCACCGGGCGAAUACCCAGAGGACAAGCCGACCAGCUAGUUGCUGUAAUUCCCUGUAAUGAUGUCAGGCUGAAACCCAGACGCACGAAGCUGUACGUGUGCGUCUCCAUGGUUGUGUGUCUCCUGCUCUGUUGCCUGAUCCUCUUCUUCCUCUUCCCCCGGAGCGUCACCCUGACGCCCGUGUCUGUGCUGUCAGUCAUGGUCUACUUCACCCAGGACUCGGUUGAAAUGGAGGUCACGAAUCUCAUCAACAUCUCCAACCAAAACUUCGUCCCGGUUCAGAUCGUGGAGUUUGACAUGCAAGGUCUGGUCUCUGACGCCGUCGUGGGAAAGAUCAAGAUCUCUAAUAUGACCGCCAUCCCGUCCCGCUCCAAGAAAUCUUACGUCAUUAAGAUCGACCUGCCCAUUUUAGACAAAGGAUUAAACACUUACUGCAAGUCGACCUCCAUCAAGAUUCACACGUUAUUCCUGGAGCUGCAAAUGACAAUGAACAUUUCUUAUCUCUCUCACACGGAGCAGCUGUCUCUGGACACCUUCGAGUAUAUUGACUGUGGCACCAACUCCACAAUCCCACAUCCUGUGAGAUGAUGAAAUGGAAAUGAAAAACACAGAAGCGUGAAAUGAUGAAUAUUCUGCCUGCAUUGCACCAUUAUCUCGUCUGUAUGGGAUGUGAAUUUGCUAAUGAUAAACACUGUGACAAGGCGCCGCGUCUUAUUCUGUAUGUUGUUUUAGCAUGCUGUAAGGCUCAAAUCAAUCACUACAACGUCGUGAUUUCAAAAUUGAACACUUCAUUGACUUGUGACAGCUGUUGUGUUUGAGAUACAGUAAAUCUGUAUCACAGGUAAGGUGGUCCUGAGGAAGUCUGUGUGCACACUUCUUGAAAUGAAGAUGUAACUUGUAAACUUCUUACAAAUUCUGCUAUUUUCAAAAUGUUUAUGAAGCAGUUUACUUUUUUUUAACAGGGUGGCAUGUGUUGUGUAAAUAUGUGUUCAGUUUGCUGAUGAUCUUUUGUAAUUUGCACUAUAUUAAACAGUCUGUAUGACGUAUUCUCCUCUUAAAAUACGCCUCAGUUUGUUGCC